Messenger RNA from Symbiodinium sp. CCMP2592, 2352 nucleotides. Lineage: Eukaryota; Dinophyceae; Suessiales; Symbiodiniaceae. The record is from the annotation of a GenBank genome assembly.
AUGACACAGCCUCGGGAUCCACCACGUGGUGCAAGGUUUGACGUCGUGGUUAUCGAUGAGGCGGCGCAGGCACUGGAGGUGGCCUGCUGGAUCCCUUUGCUCCUGGGCAAGAAGGCGGUACUGGCGGGUGACCACCAGCAGCUGGCGGCCUGCGUGAAGUCCACGGAAGCCCAGCAGCAGGGCCUAGAUGAGACACUCUUCGGCCGGCUGAUCGACCGCUUCGGCGAUGACGUGGCUUCCCUCCUGUCCAUCCAAUAUCGAUCCAACGAGAAGAUCAUGGGCUGGUCCUCCCAGUCCUUCUACGGCUCGCGUCUCGAAGCCGCGCCAUCCGUGGCGAGCCAGACACUGAGUCUGCAGGAGGUUCCUUCCUUGAACAUCAGCGCAGAGAUCCUAGAAAUGGUCACUGCGCCCAUGUUGUUCGUUGACACUGCCGGGCUGAGCAUGUACCGAGAGGAUGGGGAAGCCUCACGUUCUGACAUCCAGCAGUCGAGAUGCAAUCCGGGAGAGUCUCGCUUUGUUGUGCACUACGCAAAGAUGCUGGUGAGAGCGGGGCUGCGGCCUGAGGCCUUCACGGUAAUAACCCCAUACAACCGUCAAGUCGAGCAGCUUCGUGCGGACUUCGCGGCGGAUGCGGAUGUUGAGGCUUUGAGAGUAACUCCCCGCAUCAACACGGUCGACUCAUUCCAGGGCCAGGAAGCGGAUGUGGUCCUGAUCUCGCUAGUGCGCUCAAACACGCACGGAGUCGUUGGCUUCUUGUCCGACUAUCGCCGUUUGAAUGUUGCAGUCACCAGGGCAAGGAAGCACGUCUUGCUGGUGGGCGAUGCUAGUACGAUCUGCAACGAUGACGUGCUCAGUUCGCUCUACGGCUAUGCAUGUGAUCACGGCCGGGUGGCCUUCGUCCAGCAACUGCUGGACGAGCAAGGUGGGAUCCCAGCAGAUCCCAGCACAGCCGCUGCCUUGCAAGAAGAGCGUCGGCAAGCCCUGGCCAGAACAUCUGACAAGUCAAAGGAGAAAUUGCGCGACAAGGCGCAAGAGGAGGAGAAGCUCCGACAGCAGUUCCAGAAGCGCCUGCGUCAUGUUUUGGGACGUUCUUUGACAGAUUACUCCAAUGCUCUGGACUUACUCCAUGUGGUGCGGAACACCGGCCACUCCAUCCGACAGAGCUUCAAAUGCAGCCCCAAGAACGCCUGCUUCUCAAAGGACACUGGUCAGCCACUUCAGCUGCCGGCCAAGCUGAAUCCGUACGAGCGGGCUAUAGCCCACGAGGUGGCCAAGGAGCUUGGCUUAAUGCACGAGUCGAGAGGCGAAGGCAGCGAGCGUCGCCUCGUGGUGUGGUCCAAAGACGGCCCCGUGCCAAGCUUCCCAGAGCCCGCUACCAGCGCCAGUGAAGUGCAAACAGGUGUCGAUGCCAGCGCCGCGAAUGUUGCAGCUCCGGUGGAGGAGGAGACGGCACUGGAGGCCUUCGAACGGAGGGCCCGCGACUUGCUGGCUUCGCUGGGUCCGGGCCAGCCGGUUGCAGAGUGGAAGUCCCCUACAGACGAGGAGGCAGGGAAGCUCUCGGAGGCUUCUUGGAGACGGAAGGCAUGGCAUAGCGGCAUAGUGGAAGUUCUUCAGCGGCUUGCAGGCCAGCACACCCUGACCGCGGCUAGCUUUCAUUUCUGUUUGUGCAUGUUGCUCUCUAGCGAUCUGCAGCUCGAGGUUCUGGAGGCUGGCAGUGGCAAGAAGCGACGGCUUCAGCUGAAGGCUUCUUGGCAGCAGAAGGCAGGGCCCACGGUGGCGUUGCCUGAAUCCGCGAAGACCGCCACAGAGAAGAGCCCGCCGGGCGCACAACCAAAGCCCGCCGUUUGUGCCGAGGCCGAGGGCAAGUCCGCGCCUGCCUCCGCCAAUGCGCAGUUGGCGAGCCUCCACGAAGAAAGGAGACAGCGCCAGUUGGCCAUGGCAGAACAGCGGAAGAAGGACAUCGAGAAGAGCAAUGCCGACAUCAAAGUGGCCAAGCAGGCAGCCAAAAAGGAAAAGUCUGCAAAAAAGGCGGCUGCCACCACUGAUGACGAUGAUUUGGACGCGCUAUUGUCGGAAUUCACAAAGGAGGAGGGCAUUUGCAGUUUCGCCAACUGCAAGGAGAAGACGAACACCCUCAUGGACGUGCUCUCCAAGUGCAAGUUCUGCAGCAGCCGCUUCUGCCUCAAGCAUGCUCAGGCGGAGGUGCAUGGUUGUGGAGAUCAGGCACAGCGCUUGGAGCAGAAGAAGUGGAAGGAGGCCUGCGCCGCGGGUUCGCGCGGCAGCGGCUUGGUGAACCGGUCUGCUGGCAGGGACGGGCGAGGUGGCAGCUCUUCUUUCUCCAAAUAUGUUUAG